Messenger RNA from Microthlaspi erraticum, 819 nucleotides. The record is from the annotation of a GenBank genome assembly. NCBI's taxonomy places the organism in Eukaryota, Viridiplantae, Streptophyta, Magnoliopsida, Brassicales, Brassicaceae.
AUGGAGAAAAGAGAGGAACACAACUCAAACUACUUCGUCGAAAGCCCUUCAUCGGGUUUCCACGACCCGGAAUCCGAAUUCCAGUCCCCAUCUCGAUCUGACUCAGCGUUAUUGGUCGUAGCCUGCGUUGACGAAUUCCCAAGGUACGAAGAUUUGUUGAGAUACUCUGAAAACAAGUGCGUGUAUAAUGAGGAUGAUGAGAAGAUGUCGAUGCCAUUACCGAGCCCCGAUUCGGGUUGGUGGAUCGUUCUGCAAAUAUCGUGGAGAUUCUUGUUUAGCUUUGGAGUUGCAUUGCUUGUCUUCUACAUUGCUACUCAGCCUCCUCAUCCUAACAUUUCUCUUCGAAUUGGAAGGAUUAAUCAGUUCCUAUUAGAAGAAGGCGUGGAUUCACAUGGAGUGUCGUCUAUGUUCCUCACUAGCAAUUGCUCUGUCGAGCUCAUAGUAGAUAACAAGUCUAAUGUCUUUGGCCUUCACAUUCAUCCUCCAUCUAUCAAAUUCUUCUUUGGCCCCUUCAACUUUGCAAAAGCACACGGAACGAAACUAUAUGCGUCGAGUCAUGAGUCGACAACAUUUCAGUUAUACAUUGGAACAAAGAACCGGGCCAUGUAUGGGGCGGGAAGAGAGAUGGAGGACAUGCUUCAAUCGAAAGCUGGAUUGCCCCUAAUACUAAGGAUGAAUAUAAUCUCCGAUUUUCGAGUUGUGUGGAAUAUUAUAAACCCUAAGUACCAUCACAAUGUUGAGUGUUUACUAUUUCUUUCUUUCAACGAGAAGCACGACCAAGUUACAGUGGUAAGAGAAAAAUGUAGAUUGGUCUCUUAA